Molecule: messenger RNA, 882 nt
Organism: Microthlaspi erraticum
Lineage: Eukaryota; Viridiplantae; Streptophyta; Magnoliopsida; Brassicales; Brassicaceae
Source: the annotation of a GenBank genome assembly
AUGCAAAUGGUCAAGGAUGUUCUAGCCAACAGUGAUAAAGUUUCAGAGGUCCUACAAGAGUCUACUCAUCAGUUCAACCUGCUUACUUCACCCACCUUCCUACCAAAGGUCAAGGAUCAAGGGAAAUUCACUCUCCCUUGCACACUUGGGCAUCUUGAGAUUGACAAUGCCUUAGUGGAUUCUGGAGCAAGCAUCAAUCUGAUCUCUCUCUCCAUGGCAGAGAAGCUAGGCAUAGCUGGAGCCUUGCAGCGCCCUACUACUUCAAUCAUCUUUGGAGAUGCAACUACUAAGUCUCCUCUUGGAGUGUUCAAGAACUAUCACUUGAAAAUUGGAGAAUGCAUCAUCCAAACUGAUCUCACUGUGAUGGAAAUGGAAGAAGAGAAGGAUUUGCCUUUGUUAUUGGGAACCCCUUUCCUUAGUACAGUUGGCGCUUCAAUUGACUUUCACAAGCAAGAAGUGAUCCUUCACAAGGUGAAUAGUUUGGUGUCAUAUCGCUUGCAGCCUAGAGGUUCAGACUUUUGUGCCACAAUUGACAGUACCAAUCUCAGUUCUAAGAGUCAUGGAGCUACAAAGGUUGUGAAGGAAAGGGUUGACAAGGAACCAAGAGUUGGGAAGGAUAAGGAUGAGAGAGGACCAAGGAUUGAGAAGCCACGUCUUGAGAGGGCUAGAGUUGAGAAACCACGAUCUGAUAGGCCAAGAGCUGAGCGACUUGUUCAAGCCCCUUGUGUGCUUGAUGAAGAGAGCCUUCAAGCUUUGUUUGAUGAGCCACUAGGAAGGGCUCUAAAGAAGGGGAGGAUGCAGCCUCUAAGGCAAGACCAGGAGAUAAAAGAAAGGAUCCACCAGCUCAGGCCCCUUCAGUCAAGCCAUCUCAGCUCACAAUGA